AUGUUUAAACCCUUUUGUACAAGACGACCAUUGUUAUCCUAUCAACGGCUCUUUUCGACCAGUUUACAAUGUAAAAAGGCCGAAAGACAAGCCAUUUUAGUAAAGACACCAAAAGGAACACGAGACUAUGACGACAAAGAGAUGGUCAUACGACAAGAUCUUUUCAAAUCCAUCACAAAGGUCUUUCAACGACAUGGUGCUGUGACGAUCGAUACACCCGUUUUUGAAUUAACCGAGAUCCUCUCUGGAAAAUAUGGAGAAGAGAGCAAACUGAUUUACAAUCUAGCUGAUCAAGGUGGAGAACAAUGUUCGUUGAGAUAUGAUCUGACUGUACCUUUUGCCAGGCACCUGGCCAUGCAAGGCGGAAAAGAAGCUCAGAUGAAACGAUACCAGAUCGCCAAAGUGUAUAGACGCGAUCAACCCAUCAUGACCAAGGGCCGACUACGUGAGUUUGUUCAAUGUGAUUUCGAUAUUGCUGGUCAGUAUGAUCCCAUGAUCCCGGAUGCAGAGGUUCUAAAGAUUGUGAGCGACGCUUUGGAUACGGUCAAGGUGCCAUUUUAUAUCAAGCUGAAUCACCGACAGCUUCUGGACGGUCUUUUUCAGGUCUGCGGAGUGCCACAGGAUCAGGUACGCUCCAUUUCAGCAGCGAUUGACAAGUUGGACAAGAUGCCAUGGGAAGACGUGAAGAAGGAGAUGGUGAAAGAAAGAGGGCUGAGUGAACAGAUUGCUGAUCGUAUAGGAAAGUACGUGCUGCAGCAAGACAGUAACAUUCUCGAUAUAUUGGAAAAAGAUGAGGUGUUGAUGCAGAAUGAGGAUGCUCGCAAAGGCAUUGCUGAUAUCAAACUAUUGCUUGAUUAUCUGGAUAUAUUUCAAGUCAAGGAUCGUAUCCGGAUUGACCUUAGUCUAGCCAGAGGUCUGGACUACUACACCGGCAUCAUCUAUGAAGCGAUACAGACAGAAGUAGAAGGCUUGGGCUCUAUUGCUGCGGGUGGUCGUUAUGAUAACUUGGUUGGUAUGUUUGCUGGAACUAAUAAGCGUGGGCAGCCCAAGACAAUACCAUGCGUUGGUGCUUCUAUUGGUGUCGAACGCUUGUUUUCGUUGCUUAUGGCGCGUCAGGAUAUAGACAAAGUCAAGAGUAAUGCUACUCAGGUCUAUGUGAUCUCUGUUGGUGAUGGACUACUCAGGGAACGUAUGCAGCUUGUACGCGAAUUAUGGGAUGCAGGUAUCAAGGCGAGUUUUAUGUUUAAGAAUAAGCCCAAGCUGGAAAAGCAGUGGAAUGUAUGUGAAAAAGAACAGAUACCCUUUGCUAUCAUCAUUGGUAAAGAUGAGUUGGAUAAUGGACAAGUGAGAAUCAAAGAUAUGAGAACAAAAUCAAAUCAAGGUGGAGGCAUCACAGUGGCAAGAAAGGAAAUGAUUGAUGUAUUAAAAGAUAAAUUGAAUUAG
Molecule: messenger RNA, 1443 nt
Organism: Rhizopus microsporus ATCC 52813
Lineage: Eukaryota; Fungi; Mucoromycota; Mucoromycetes; Mucorales; Rhizopodaceae
Product: mitochondrial and cytoplasmic histidine-tRNA ligase Hrs1
Exons: 3
Coding region: 1-1443 (480 amino acids)
Biological process (GO): histidyl-tRNA aminoacylation; mitochondrial translation
Cellular component (GO): cytoplasm; mitochondrion
Molecular function (GO): ATP binding; histidine-tRNA ligase activity
Source: RefSeq, a predicted model, not a curated record